AUGGCUUUCAUUAUCAGCCUUGUCAUUUUGUCUGGUUGGACAGCUGUAGCUUUUACAUUUCCUCACAAUACUUUUGACAACAUUAUCAAAGGCUCAAGAAUCGAACUUGAGUCAUCUGGCAGCGGACCGGAUGAACCUGUCCAGGGAAUAGUGAAGGUUGUGCAGCUGGACCCUCGUGCACUGGCCCACUCAGGGUUCAUCAGAGGGGGGCUGACCCCGAGAAGAGUCCCCUCCCUCAGCUCCAGAUUGUCCUUCCCUGCUUUCUUGUCUCACGGGCGUCCAGGUCUGGCCCCGGCCUCCAGGACCCCGGUCAGUCCACUACACGACCUACACCCUAAAAGCCCCAGUGUGCUGGAACUAAAGAAGAGGCAAGGCCUGCAGAUGUGGCAGAGAGCCAUAAAUAAAGGAGAGAAGAUGUCCCUGCCAGUAAACCUGAAGGACACUAAACAGACGUGCACUGCUGUACCUUUCACUCAGCGUGUAACAGCAGACGGAUGCAGCACUGUAACAGUGCACAACAAGCUGUGUUUCGGCCAGUGCAGCUCUCUGUUUGUCCCAUCUGAAGGGGACUUUGCCGGGUUGGGUACUGGGACAGGGGCCCUCCACCACCGGACCCCCUGCUCUCGGUGCGCCCCAUCCAAAGCUCGCACCGUGGCUGUGCCCCUGCACUGUGGAGCCAAGGUCUGGGAGAAGCAAGUGAUGGUGGUGGAGGAGUGCAAAUGUGAGACGGGCCGAGAGGAGAAGAGCGCUGGGGCCACACACCCGUAGCUGUUCCAA
This is a messenger RNA of Etheostoma spectabile (orangethroat darter), 777 nucleotides long. RefSeq names its product DAN domain family, member 5 (gene dand5). The record is from RefSeq and is a predicted model, not a curated record. Bases 1 to 768 code for a protein of 255 amino acids. Gene Ontology annotation, biological process: determination of heart left/right asymmetry. NCBI's taxonomy places the organism in Eukaryota, Metazoa, Chordata, Actinopteri, Perciformes, Percidae. The transcript has 2 exons.